ACGCCCCCGCGGCAACUAUAUAUCGGAGCCGGCCGGCCAGCGAGGCAGCAACCGCCGCUCCGCCUUCUUCCGCGGCCCAUGCUCCUCCGUAUCGCGAGCACCAGGCCCGCCUCCCUCUCUCUGAACCCACCCCGCGCGUCCGCCUCCUCCUCCGGGGUGAAAAACAGGUGAUGGGAAGUGAAGCAUUUGAUUUGAAUGAGGCACCACAUGAAAAUCGAGGUCGCAACUUGAACUAUGUGUUUCUGCAAAAGGAUUCUAAGAACAUAUGCCGCACCAAAGUUUGUGAUCUUCCCAUAGAAGUGCCCUGCAUUUGGUCGAUUAUUAAAUUUGUACCAAGUAAUGUAUACCAGCGGAGUGGUUUCCCGAAAUAUUCACUGCUUCCUGAUCCGGAAGAUUGCCACCAGGAUUCUGAAUGGGGAAGGUUCACGCGCUACCUUUGGGACCGCAAAAAGGCUGCUAUUGUUAGAUUCGGGACCUCAACCUUCUACAUUCUUGCUCCGCAAUCUGAUGAACGCCCUAACUUUUCGCAUGCGGUGAUCAUGUAUGAACAUGAACAAAAUGGUCCAGAAGACUGUAAACAGAUGGAAGGAACAUCUGAGAGACAUGUGGAUAACCCUGUCGCAAAUGUUUCAAAGAGGUCCUGCAAAAGUGAAUCGCAAUAUGGCUCCAGGAGCCAUAAGCCAUAUUUUAAUGAGGAAAUUUGUGAUAAUGGACCAAACCCCAAGGAGAUGGACAGUUCAUGCAAACCUCAUAAUCCGCAUGUCAGAGAAUUCCAUAGAUCAGUUCCAGAAUCCUCACCAUGCGAAUCUUCUGAAGAUGGUCCUAGAGUUUUCGAUCCAGUAGUAAAAAAGAGAACACCUAUUCCUACAAAAAAAUUCGCCAGUGCAGACCCUAGCUAUCUGCGGACACUUAGUCAGACACAUGCUGGCUGGAUCUUUGGAGCAAUAGCAGAGCUCAUUGACAACUCCAGGGAUGCUGGUGCAUCUAGGUUGAAUAUUUCCAUUGAAUCUAUGUUUUCAAAGAAAGCAGAAAGAAAAAUUCCUGUCUUAUCUGUAAUGGAUGAUGGACAUGGAAUGAGUUAUGUUGAUAUGAUGAGAAUGAUCUCUUUUGGUCACAAACGACCAAAUGAACAUUGCCAGGAUCAGAUUGGGAGAUUUGGAAUUGGAUUCAAGACUGGUGCUAUGAAACUUGGAAAGGAUGCAAUUGUGCUUACCCAAAAUUCGUCCUCUAGAUCAGUGGCCUUUCUGUCUCAGUCUUUUAAUGAAAAAAAGGAUAAUCUUGAGAUCCCUGUGGUGACAUAUCAUAAGGAAGGGCAAUACAUGGAAGUUGAUUUGAGUGUCCAGUCUGAAGCUACUGCAGAAUAUAACCUGAAUGCUAUUAAGGAGUUUUCUCCCUUUAACGAGUAUUUCAUUGGAGAAAAGUUAGGGCUGUUUGGUGAAGAUCGUACUGGAACUCAAAUUUAUAUAUGGAAUUUAGAUAAAUGGGGUACAAAUUACACCUUGGAGUGGCAUUCUGGGAAGUCUUCUGAAAAUCCUGUGCACAAUGGUUGUGGAGAUAUAUUAAUCCGUUCGAGAAGAGUCAGAUCACGUCCAGGACAGACAAGUAACAAGGUGCCAUUGGACUAUUCUCUUCAAUCCUAUUUGGAAGUUAUGUUCCUGAAUCCUCGGAUGAAGAUCUUUGUCCAAGGGUCUUUGGUCAAAAGCUGCCCGUUGGCAAAGACCCUUAACAAGACUUCUGUCACGUCUGGUGAAAUUAUGGGAAGGACAAUUCAAUUAACUCUGGGAAGAAGCAAUCUAGAAUGGUACAGGAUGAACUGUGGGGUUUUCUUGUAUUGGCACGGUCGUCUUGUAGAGUCUUACAAAAGAGUUGGAGGCCAGAAGCAUAAUGCUGACAUGGGACGUGGAGUAAUAGGAGUUGCUGAUAUUACAGCUCUUAUUGAUGAUGAAGAUGGCAAUACAUGGGUUCUUAACAACAAACAAGGAUUUCAAGACUGUGAAAUGUAUGCCAAACUGGAGGAGUGGCUUGGUCGGAAAGUGGAUGAAUACUGGGAUACACAUUUUGACAGUCUUGAAUUGAGAAAAGGGGAUGAGCAGUGCAAGGCUGAUCAUGACUGGGUUCAGUGCUAUAGUUGUCGUAAAUGGAGAAUGUUGAAUGCAGGCUUCAAUACAGAGACUCUUCCGGAUGAAUGGUUUUGCUACAUGCCACCCUUCAAUGGGAAAUGUGAGGUUCCAGAGCAACAAAUGGGGCGUGGUGUCAUCGUGAUAGGUGAGAAGAGAUCUGAUCACGAUGAACAAAAUAGGGUUGCCCAGCAAGUAGAGACACCAAAGAAGGAAAUGAAGUCUGAUAAUAUUGAGAACCAAAGGACUACUCAAGAUGAAGAUGUGAAGAAUGUCCAGGUAAUCCCAGCGAUUGUCAACAAGCGAAAGAAAUCUUCAGGCACGCCACCAAAGCAUAAGAACAUCAGCGAUGAUGAUCUUGAUGGUGCCGCCUCACAAUCUGAGGAUAUUGCACCUCCCCCUACUUUAAAGAGGCUACGGAGGGGACCUGCAAAGUAUAGUAAGCAGUGACGGAGAACGGAAAUGCAUGACCUUGUGCCUCUGGUUUUUCUCCGCAGCUGGUAUAAUGCUUUGUUUGGAAGCUGAUGCAUGAUGCCUUCUUUAAAUGCACUAUUGAGGAGCGCUGCAGCAGUAUGAUCCCCACGUUUGUGUAAUCAAAUUCCGAUCACCUACUGGCCUGCUUGUUUGUAAAUAUAAUGGAUUAGUCAUUUGUGUGUAAGUAUGGGCUUCUCGCUCGCAAAAUAUUGCAGUUUUCAGCCUCAGGCGGUAAAAUGUGUGUAGCUGGUCUGUGAAACCUGCAAUGUUGGAUCGGAUGCUUCGAGGCAAAGCGAAUUAUAUUGGUGUCCAGACUGCAGUGUGCUCUCUUCUCUGGUAGGACCAUGGAAACUUUUUCACGUUCAUGCCGGUCGUUCCAUUGUCGUUUGCUGCUUAUGCAAAUGAUGGGCUCCAGGGCUUUCUCAUACG
Phragmites australis (common reed) is the source of this 3020-nucleotide messenger RNA. RefSeq lists its product as uncharacterized. The record is from RefSeq and is a predicted model, not a curated record. NCBI's taxonomy places the organism in Eukaryota, Viridiplantae, Streptophyta, Magnoliopsida, Poales, Poaceae. The coding region runs from base 171 to 2567 and encodes 798 amino acids. The transcript is spliced from 18 exons. Gene Ontology annotation, cellular component: nucleus. Gene Ontology annotation, molecular function: ATP hydrolysis activity; zinc ion binding.